CAACAGACUUACGUUACCCAUGACCAUGGCACUUCUAGCUGCAGGCCUCCCCAAGUCGUCGAUGUCUCUCAGUCUGCUGAUGCAACAAUCCAUCUCGCUAUACUGCACAUGAUACGAUAGUUCCAAUGUUAGCAGCUUGUGAUAAUGGCUUGACAUGUUACCGUGCAAUAGAAAUCGUCACUUAUCGUUAAGCGGCGCUCACGUAUCCUUUUUUUUAAACUGUGAAAUGUCCAAGCGGCUCCGACAGAUGGGGCUGAUGUAGCAAUAAUUACACGUCUCUCACUGCUUGUCACCACACUGAAGUUCACCAGCCUCGACUCGAGACACACCAGCUCAGACUGCCAAAGAACAUUCCACUUUGUGGCACUUCGUACGGUUCCACAAUGCGUUUUAUGGUCGCGCCGCGUGUCGUUCGGCGCGGUGUCCGACGUUUCGCGCCACGUUAUUUUUUUCUUCCUCAAGGUGCUCGGUGGGAGCUUAUUCAGGAGCGUCGGCGAUCGUGCUGGAAAAGCACGCGGUACAAUCCUAAAACUCCGAUCGGAGCGCUGCGCUUGACGGCUGCGGAGAGCCCCACGAGGCACAACCGCGAAAAUCCUGCGCAGCGGCACCUCGACGUCGACGGACAACUGCACAAAAGUUGAGCGACAUCUGGCGGAAACAAACGCACUGUAGUAACAAACGGCAAAUGAGAUUAAAAAAAAAACCAGCGGAACGUCAGGACCACUGACGGACGGGGUUCAGGUCAGGAGGGAAUUACGCAAACCAACAAUGUUAAGUCCGGUAAUAACGCUUGCGAGACGGGGGAUGAUUGUGAACGGUCGGUCACGUGGGGCUGCCCCGGGGGGCGAGUGGGCCCCUCGCGGCGGCAGGUCCCCGAGGAGGAUGAACGACCCCGGCUGGAGAGGGGACAGAGAGGGCAUGGGGGCAGCGUGGCUCUUGGUGCUCCUGGCUGCCUUCGGCCUGAGUCAAGGGCAGACCCAAGGGAUAAACCAAUGUCUCUCAAACAACCCCCUCACCUGCAGGGAAUGCCUCAAGAUCGGGCCCAAGUGCUCCUACUGCUUCGAGGAGGGUUUCACGGAGAAGCGCUGCGACCUGCUGGAGAAUCUUCAGGCCAAGCGAUGCGGCCAGAUCACCAUGGUGCGCACGUCCUCCGAAGUGGUGAAGAGUUUGUCCACUUCGGAUAUGAUGAGCUCACGCUACGCCCAAGUGUCUCCGCAGUCCAUGAACAUCAAGAUGAGACCAGGGGACUCGCUCAAGUUUGACAUGCAGGUAAUUGAGCCCCUUAAGACGCCUGUCGACCUCUACUUCCUCAUGGACGACUCCAACUCCAUGAACGACGACUUGGACAACCUCAAGAAGCUGGGGAAACAGCUGGCUGGCGUCGUGCAGGAGCUCUCCGAGGAUUUCCACAUUGGCUUCGGCAAGUUCGUCGACAAGGUGGUGGCGCCGCAGACGGACAUGCGGCCGGAAAAGCUGAAGCAGCCGUGGGAGGACAGCGACCCCCCCUUCUCCUUCAAGAACGUCAUCCCGCUCACGGCCGACGUGCAGCACUUCCAGGACAAGCUGCAGGGCGAGCGGAUCUCGGGCAACCGCGACGCUCCCGAGGGCGGCUUCGAUGCCAUGCUGCAAGUGGCCGUGUGCACGAAGGAGAUCGGCUGGCGCAACCGCACCACCCACCUGCUGGUGUUCUCCACGGAGUCGGCCUUCCACUACGAGGCCGACGGGGCCAACGUCCUCGCGGGGAUCCUCAAGCGUAACGACGAGCAGUGCCACCUGACCCCCGACGGCGACUACACGGAGGGCGAGGCGCAGGACUACCCCUCCGUGCCCACGCUCGUGCGCCUUCUCGGCAAGAACAACAUCAUCCCCAUCUUUGCCGUCACGCAGCACGCCAUUGAGUGGUACACGAGUCUGGCGAAGUUCUUCCCGGACUCGACGUACGGAGAGCUCCAGGAAGACUCCUCCAACAUCAUCCAGCUUCUCCAGUCCUCCUUCAAGGCUUUGCGCUCCAAGCUGCAGCUGCAGGCCGAGGGGCUCCCGCGCUACCUCAAGGCCGAGUUCCUGCAGGUGGCGGCCGACGGCACGGAGAAGGACGCCAGCGUGGUGAACGCCACGCCGGGCCAGAUCGUGAACUACCGCGUGAAGCUGAUGGCGGACGAGCGUUAUAACGACCGGUCGCUGUGCGACAUGACACCCAGGGAGCGCAGCAACAUCAACUUCACGCUGAAGCCGGCGCGCUUCUACGACGGCCUCAACAUCAACGCGGAGAUCCUGUGCGACUGCCCGUGCGAGGCCACGCCGGUGUCGAACCCAAUGUGCAGUGGGAACGGACGCUUGACCUGCGGCCACUGCUACUGCAACGAUGGCUGGCUGGGCUCCAACUGCAACUGCAGCAAGCUGGGGACGUCGCAGUUGGUGAACGCGGCGUCGUGCACGCGGCCCGGCGACUCGGAGCCCUGCUCCAAGCGUGGCGACUGCGUGUGCGGCAGCUGCUUCUGCUGGCCGCGGCCCAACCCGCUGGAGAAGUACUACGGGCAGUACUGCGAGUGCGACAACUUCCAGUGCCCGCGCGCCAACGGCAUCAUCUGCAACGGUCGCGGCGACUGCAGCUGCGGGAAGUGUGAGUGCAGCCCCGGCUGGACGGGGGAGGCGUGCCAGUGCCCCCUGGGUGUGGAAACAUGCCGCGAUGGCCGCGGGGGAAUCUGUAACGGCCGAGGGACGUGCCGCUGCGGCGUGUGCGAGUGUGACAAGCAGCAGUUCAGUGGCUCCACCUGCGAGGUCUGCCUGAAGUGCCUGGGCCUGUGCGAGGACACGCGCUCCUGCGUGCAGUGCCAGGCUUGGGGCACCGGCGAGAAGAAGGGUGAUGAGUGCGGACGAUGCUCCCCGCAAACCGUCAUGGUCGACGAGCUCAAAGGAGCCAACUCGGUGCUCGAGGUGUGCAAGUUCAAGGACGAGGAGGACGGCUGCGUGUACCACUAUACGGUGGAGAACUCCCCGGACGACCGCAGCGAGUACAGGAUCGAGACGCUCAAGAAGAAGGAGUGCCCGGCGGCUGGCUUCCUGUGGCUCAUCCCCCUCAUCAUGUUGCUCAUUCCGCUGCUCGGCCUCCUCGCCUUCCUGUGCUGGAAGUGCUGCGUCGGCGGCUUCGCCUGCUGCAAGGGAUACCAGAAGGUCCCGAUUGGAGCCUGGACUAAAGGUCGCACGGUGGGCUGGACGGAGGACCAGUACCUGUUCCACCAGAACGCGCUGACGGCCGACUACGUGGACACGCCGCUGGCCCGCGCCGGGCCCCUGGGCGGCCCCGACAUCGUCAAGUGGAAGGUGACGGACAACGUCCACAAGCCGGCGGCCACCAUCCCGCCUCUCAGCAUGCAGGAGACAGUGUACCAUGGCAUCACCCUUCGUCUGGCGCGGCUCAUGAAUGAUAACCUGGCGCAGCCAGGAACUCCGGAGAACAAGACCCUCAUCAAGGAGGUGGAGCAAAAUCUGAACACGGUGUACGGCAACGUCAUCGGAACGCAGACCGUCCGCAACACGGUGCUGAGAUUGCAGCCGAAUGCUGGAAAAAGGGACAGGAACGUGGUGGUGGACACGGUGCUGCCGGCGCCGCGCUCGGCCCUCCGAGAGAUCAUGGAGACCACGGAGAAGCAGGUUAACCUGGGCGCCUUCAGCAAGGUGCCCGUCGUGCCGGGCUUCUACACUGUGGCCACCGAUCGCGACGCCCACGGCGAGGUGGAGUACCAGGAGGGCGUGGACACGCAGGACGUGCGCGUGCCGCUCUUCGUCAAGGAGGAGGACGACAUGGAGAAGAAGCUGCUGGUGGAGGCCACGAGUGUCCCCGAGGGGCUGGCGCGCAUCACGCGCCGCAACGUGCACAUCACCAUCAUCAAGGACAUGGCCAAGAGCAUCGUGAGCUUCGUGCAGCCGGCGUACACCAUCCGAAAUGCCGUCUCCAAGGUGGUGGUGCCCGUGGACCGCAACAUCCUGGAGGAGAGCCCCGCCCAGAUCAAGUACCAGACCCACGACCUCUCGGCCAUCGCCCGGCAGGACUACGAGCCCACGGAGGGAGUCCUCAAGUUCACUCCGACGGAGAAGGACAAGGAGAUCUCCAUUCCGAUCCUGCCGGCGCGAAGCUCCCCGUCCCAGCUCUACGCCCAGCCGCGCCAGUUCGAGGUGGAGCUCUUCGACCCCAAGCUGGGCGCUCGCAUCGGCCGCUACAAGCGCUCAAUCAUCACGCUCCUGGAUGACCGCGACCCCGGCCUGCUGGAGUUCUCCAAGACCUCGCAGGUGCACAAGCAGGGCCAGGCGGAGAUCCACGUGCCGGUGGUGCGCACGCGCGGCCACGACGGCGACGUGCGUGUCAAGUGGAAGACGCUGCCCUCGCUGCCGUCGCGCCCCUCCGCCUACCAGAACAUGUCGGGCGAGCUGGCGAUGCCCGACGGCGAGAUCCAAAAGAGCAUCACCAUCCCGUACCGCCAGCCCGUCGACCCGACGCGCGACGACAACUUCCAGGUGGUGAUGUACGAGCCGUCGGGCGGCGUGGCGCUGGGCCAGCGCAAGGAGACCGUGGUCACCGUCAGCGCGCACGGGCAAGAAGUCAUCGUGCCGGAGAGCAUGCAGAAGUCGCACAUGGACAUGUCCGGCCCGGAGAACGUGCAGGCCGAGGCUCUGAAUGGGAAAACGAUCCAGAUCAACUGGACGCCACCGCCCGGAGCCACCGUUAACGGAUACAAGGUUCGCUACUGGAUCGACGGGGAGGACGAGGGCGACGGGCAGCUGGUAGAGACCAAGACGACGGAGGUGCAGCUCACGAGCCUCUACGCGUACUGCGACUACCUGAUGUGCGUCUACGCCAUCACCCCACGCGGCCUGGGGCCCGCGUCGGAAGUGGUGACCUGCCGCACGCUAGAGGAAGUUCCAGGUGAGCCGGGCCGCCUGGCCUUCACCAUCGUGUCGGCCACCACGCUGCAGCUGAGCUGGGGGGAGCCACCCGAGACCAACGGCCUCAUCACGGGCUACGAGGCGUCGUACACGCCCAUCAGCGAGGACGGACGGUCCAUCGGGCAGACCAAGCGCGUGGAGGUGCAGGGCAACAAGCGGCGCGUGAUGCUCAUCGAGAACCUGCGGCCCAUGGUGCCGUACCGCUACCUGGUGCGGGCGCGCAACAGCGCCGGCUGGGGGCCGCCCCGCGAGUCCACCUUGAACAUCGCCAACCAGUCCACGCGGCCCCUUUCCAUCCCCAUCAUCCCGGACGUGCCCAUCGUGGACGCCCAGGGCCCCGACGACUACGCGGGCUUCUACAUGUACGGCGCCAUGGAGGGCGGCGGCAAGGCGCUGCCCAGCACCUCCGACGACUCCUACAGCUACUCUACGCUGCCCUCGAAGCAGGGCCAGAGAGGCGGCAGUUCGAUGACCACGAGCACGACGAUCCACCAGAGCCACCACCACCAGACCAUGCUGGGCACGCUGGAGCUGCCGGGCAUGUCGGGCGGCUCGCAGCACAUGCACACGCUCACGCGGAGCACGCACGGUGGCUCCUCAACGCUCGGCGACGCCUACGGCUGGGAUUACUCGGCCGGCGCUUGGAGCCAGCGCGGAGCCUCGAGCUACGACGAGCUGGACGCACGGGAGCUAGGGAGCGUCGUCAUGGAGACAUCGGCUAGCCAAGUGUCCACUGUGCUGCACGAGUCAGCGGUGUCCUACCACAGCCUGCAGCAGACGAGCCACGGGGCCGGCGUCUCGAUGGCCGGCUCGCGCAACCGCACACAGUCGGAGGAGGCGCAGGAGGUGCUGCACCAGCUGGACUUAGCCCUGCAGCCCUCUCCCCGCAGCCCCGCCAUUCUCGGCACGCCCGGAAUCCCCGAGGCUCCCGGCCGCCUCGUCUUCUCGGCCACCGGCCCCACGUCCCUCCGCGUCAACUGGCAAAAGCCGCAGAGCGACACCCAAGUGAUGGGCUACCGCGUGACGUACCAGCCCCUCUCUGGAGGCUCCCCGCGGAACGUGGAGAUCGCCGAUCCCAACCAGGUGACCGUCACGGUGGACCAGCUGCUGCCCAACGAGGCGUACCUCUUCAAGGUGAUGGCGUGCAGCGACAAGGGCUGGGGCCCGGAGCGCGAGGGCGUCAUCACCAUCGAGUCGCAGGUCAACCCGGCCAGCCCGCACAUCCCCAUUCCAGGCUCACCGUUCACUCUGAGCACGCCAAACGCGCCGGGCCCGCUGGUGUUCACGGCGCUCACUCCGUCCUCGCUGCAGCUCAAGUGGGAGAAGCCGAUGAAGCCCCAGGGCCCCAUCCAGGGCUACGUGGUGUCAUGCGAGCCCGUCCACCCCAUCGCGGGCAGCGUGGGCGAGCCACGCAUCUUCACCAUCGACGACCAGGAUGAGACGAGCCUGGUGGUGAAUGACCUCCUGGAGAACGUGCCCUACAAGUUCAAAGUGAAGACCAAGACCAGCCAGGGCUACGGGCCCGAGAGAGAGGGCAUCAUCACCAUCGAGUCUCAGAAUGGUUUCCAGCAGGACUUCUCCGGCGGGAUGGACGUGAUGAUGCACCCGUCUUCCUCCCAGCAAUUUGUGUCCCAGUCCAGCAGCAUGCAGAGCGAGGUGUUCGACUUCCCUGGGGAGAUGAUGCCAGGACUCAUGGGUGUCACGCAGAUGGUGGGUCAGACAGGCAUCAUCACCAAGAAGGUCACCACCGUCACCAAGACAACCAAAAUGGACUCGGGCACCGUGUCCAAGCAGGGAGAUAUGAGGUUCUAGGGGGCGAGCACUUACGACCCCUGAACUCCCGACGCACACACGCACACUCACACGCACCCGUGCAUCCCUUCCUCAUUCAUGCACGCCAGCACUGGUUAAAAUGAGCUUGCAUCUACAAUAAUUGAAUAGCAGCGUCGGUCCGUGUGUAUCUUUGUGCCUCCGUGUUGGUGUUUGAUAUUUUUCAGAUGUCAAAAUGUCAAGUCCUCUUGUUUCCAGUGCGCGGUAAUUGUUGAUAAUGAUGCGAAUGCAGUACAGCGGUGGUUAUUAUUUCAUGCAUGCGGGUUUUCGACUCGGACAAGUUCUUAUAUUUUAUUUUGUAUUUGCUUGUUUUGUUCCGUUUUUUGUUGGGGUUGUUACGUUAUUUUAUCGUGCUCUUUUUAAGUAAAUAUAACAUUUCUGGAAUUUUAGCGAACGAAUAAUCGAGUCUUACUAACGGUGCCUUGUUUUCCAUGGACGUUACAAAAUGCAAGUUCUACAGUAGCUGUCUGGGGGCUUACACUCGAGGUUCGCUUGGCUGUGCUUCUCGUAGGCUUGUGUGCACUUUACGUGAGCGGUGGUCGUCGUGGGCUGACAGGGCCCCUGUGUGCGACAGCAGCGUGCACAUGAAAGGCGGACGCAGGACAGGGCCCGACAGGGCGCGGGGAUAUUUCCGCAGCAUUUUCAUUCCUUUAUCCGUGAGAACAAGAUAACAUUUCAUAGGUUCGCAUGGUGCGCCUUGCCUGUGAGACCUAAUUUAAUAUUUUACAAACCUUUAGUGCCCUUGGGAAGAACGCUCAUUAUGAAAUGGCUUCGUUAUUCACCAAGUUUUUACUUUUUAAGGUAAGUUUCGUGCCAAACGAACAUUGUGGAAGAUGCAUAGCACUCAUAAUAAGGUCCAGAAAUCAAUAAUACAUUUCUAUAUAUAUAAUAUUCUUGGAACAAUGUGUGUUGCUUCAAGAGCUUAAGAAGCGUACAUAAUGGUACGAAAGCUUUAUACUCUUAAUACUUGUACAAUUUGCAAAUAAAUACUGACACCCCAUUGGGUCACUAUUUCCGAAUGGGGCUUGGUGUGGCUCAUGGCUGUCCUUGAGAAAUCAACACUGUGAACGGCAUGGGUAGAUGUCACGAGCCUGUUUACUCACGCAGGAAAGAGACCUGGUCAAGUUGUUUACAAACUACAUUUGUUAACCGCGCGAGUUUGUUGAACAACGUGAGCACGUGCCUCAGUAAUUGUACAGUUACAAAAUGCCCCAUUGGCAUCGAGAUGAUAAUGGCUCGGUUUGUAAGUUAACAGCAUUUAACAUCAA
Petromyzon marinus (sea lamprey) is the source of this 8039-nucleotide messenger RNA. It is a transcript of the gene ITGB4, whose product is annotated as integrin subunit beta 4. Gene Ontology annotation, molecular function: integrin binding. Gene Ontology annotation, biological process: cell-cell adhesion; cell adhesion mediated by integrin; cell communication. NCBI's taxonomy places the organism in Eukaryota, Metazoa, Chordata, Hyperoartia, Petromyzontiformes, Petromyzontidae. Gene Ontology annotation, cellular component: cell surface; integrin complex; focal adhesion. The record is from RefSeq and is a predicted model, not a curated record.